AUGUGCUGGAGUUCUCCUAAUGUGAAAUCCGAAUCGUCUGGAGUUAAGGAGGUUGUAGGCAUGCUUCUUCUGAUGGCGUGUGCAGGAGCCCAUCACCGGCAUCUGCGCCUGGAGCCCCCUGGACACUUUCACGCCUUCUUCACUGGAGACAGCUUCUUCGUCACUUGCUUGGCAGGGGAAAGGAGUGGAGCAACCAGACUCACUUGGCAGGCUCCCACUGGUAGAGAUAUUACCAUCAGCACUGGGAGGGUACACGUGGAAGCCUCUCCGCACAAUCCUCUGGGGUUAGAGCUAGUCUUCGAAGACGUUCGUUAUGAAGACAGAGGGAAGUAUAGCUGUUCUGCCAUCAUUGAUGGAAAAGAGACUAAAACUCACUUCAUUCUCACUGUCUACCUAUCAAUAUCUUUCUGGGGCACACCUGAACAUCAGUACGGGAAAGCUGGAAACGACUUCAUGCUUAUAUGUAAUGUUCGCUCAGAUCCGUCGCCUAUCGUAUCAUGGUAUGUGAAUGGGACCCUUGUUCUGGAAGGCAUGCGACAUACGAUAACAGAAGACGGCCUGUACAUCCGGGACCUGAAACCGUCAGAUGCUGGGAAUUACACGUGCCGAGCAUUCGUCGUUGCGCCCCACAGCUCACAGAUGAAGGAUCGGAACAUAAUCGUCCACGUCCACUAUAGGCCUGUAUGGCACUCACCCCACUUAGAACGAGCUCAUGGAAUCAUCGGAUCAUCAGCAAAUCUCACCUGUGCUGCCCACUCCCAACCACCACCUGUUUUCGAAUGGUUCCGCGAGAGGGCACUGCUGGGGAACAGUCCAAUCUAUAAGAUCAUCAAUGAGAAGUGGAAAAGCAUUCUACAGAUCAAGAUAAAAGACUCUUCCGUAUUUGGCAACUAUCAAUGUGUUGUGAGCAAUAUCAUGGGUGAAGCUCAAAGAACCAUAUCUUUAAUUGAAGGAGUUGUUCCAAAUCCUCCCGACGUCAGCAUUUGGAGCGAUGAACCGGGAGUAUUGAUUUUGAAACUUAUGCCAUCGCCGGAUGAUGUGCUUCCUGUGCUUGGAUAUAGGAUACAGUGGCGACUUGUUACGGAUAAUGUGUGGCGACAAGAGUUAGAAAAGAUUCAUUAUACACAAAGAGGAAAGCUACGUAAGUUACAAGAAACAAAUAAGUACCUUAGAAAAGAAAUGCGAAAACUUCAAAAUAGUACUAAUGUUCUCAUCAUUAAUAAUAAUGAACAGUGUGUUGAAAGCAAGAAUUUGAGGAUGACAUCAGUCCUUGCUAAUCCUCAUACUGAAGAAAAGGAAAAAGAAAUUGCAACUGAUGACAAAACAGAAAGCAAACUAGUUAUUCAUUCAGAGCAAGAUGAUGGUGUACUUGUAGCAGAAAAGCAAGAUACAAUUGUCUUAGCGGCCAGCCCUACCCUGCCAAAGCAGUCCCCUAAUGUAGAAGCUGAACCUCUUGGAAAAUGA
This is a messenger RNA of Stegodyphus dumicola, 1464 nucleotides long. RefSeq names its product igLON family member 5-like. The record is from RefSeq and is a predicted model, not a curated record. Lineage: Eukaryota; Metazoa; Arthropoda; Arachnida; Araneae; Eresidae. Gene Ontology annotation, biological process: cell-cell adhesion. Gene Ontology annotation, molecular function: protein binding.